Messenger RNA from Cajanus cajan (pigeon pea), 1729 nucleotides. RefSeq names its product UPF0481 protein At3g47200. NCBI's taxonomy places the organism in Eukaryota, Viridiplantae, Streptophyta, Magnoliopsida, Fabales, Fabaceae. The record is from RefSeq and is a predicted model, not a curated record.
AUAGAGAAAGGGAGAAGAGGGAUACAGAUAGAAAGUGAGAGGUGGAGAAAUCACGUCUUGGUCAAUCUUGGUCAAUCGUAGUACAAGAGAUAUUACAUAUUGGUGGAUAUUAAAUGUGACUGAGAUGCGGAUAUAUGUUAAAAAAAAAAAAAAGUUAAAGAACUCUCUAGCUAAAAACUUGAAAUUGAAUCCAAAGAAAGUUGAAUGAUGAAUGUGGUGGACAUUGAUAAGAUGCUGGAGACGGCAGAGGCACCUGUAAUUGGGGAGUGUUGCAUCUACAGAGUGCCAUUUCCUAUUCGCAGACACAAUCAAGAUGCGUACACUCCAAAUGUUGUUUCUAUAGGCCCCUUUCACCACAAUUCCGAUUCUCGCCUCUUUAACAUGGAAAGACACAAACUCAAUUAUUGCAAAGCCUUUCUUCAACGAACUCAAACAGCUUCUGAUACUUGGAAACGCUAUAUAGAAGAGGUGGAGCCCCAAUUUCGUCGCUUUUAUUCAGACACCCUUAAUAUUAGUACAGAGGAACUGGUGAAGAUCAUCUUUGUGGAUUCCGGUUUUAUACUUGAGCUCUUUUGCAGAUACCAUGAAGGAUGGUCAAACGACGACGUGUGUCUUUCAACAAAUUGGUUGAGGUGUUAUAUAAGAAUAGAUUUGUUGUUACUUGAAAACCAACUUCCUUUCUCUCUUCUUCAGACUCUCUACAGUAUGUCCUUCACCUCUACAUCUACCCGUUCCCUUAUUGAGCCCUUCACCUCUACAUCUACCCGUUCCCUUAUUGAGCGUACAUUUCACUAUUUUUCCAAUUACAAUAAAUCCAAAGUGAGCAUUAAUGAUAAUAUUAGCAUUAGGCACUUCACGGAUCUCAUAAGAAUUUUUCACUUGCAACAUCCUAAGGAAAGACGACCGCUUAGGAGUGGUAAUCAAUUAUUGACACACCUUCCUAGUACUACUCAGUUGUUAGAAGCAGGAGUGAGGUUUAAGGUUAAAACCGAAAGUGAUUGCUUAUUAAACUUGACAUUUUCAAGAGGGAUUCUUAGAAUUCCACAAUUGAUAGUGGAAGAUGACACUAAAAUUUUGUUUCAUAAUAUGGUGGCUUUGGAGCAGUGUCAUUAUCCUCAUGAAUCCUAUAUUACUGACUAUGUUGAUAUUAUGGACUUCCUUAUAAACACUAAGGAAGAUGUAGAUAAACUGGUUCAAAAGAAAGUACUAAUUAACUGUCUAGAGGAUGUUGAUUCUGUCGCUAACAUGUUUAAUGGUCUUUGCAAAGAUGUUACGAUAAUAGAUAGAAAUUGUAAUUACAAUCAAAUCUUUGAAAAGUUGAAUGGUUUUUAUGGAAAUCGUUAUAAUAUUUGGAAGGCGACUUUGAGGCGUGAAUAUUGCAAAACUCCGUGGAAAAUUGCGAUUUCAGUGGCUGGAAUAAUUCUUCUAUUUCUCGCUGUGGUUCAAACAGUUUGUGCUGUCUUGGAAGUAACACAGCAGUAAAAUGUCUCCUCCACCAAAAAGACCUGGUUCACAAUUGGGAUGAGAAAAACAUGCAUGAAGAUUACUUGGAUAAUUUAAUUUAUGUUAGACUGAUUUGAAGAACUACUUUAAUUUUAUAUUUUGAACAAUUUAAUUUGUAUCGGUCAUUUGCUUUAUUUAGGAAAUUUCGUUUAUCUAUGAGAAUUCAGUUUAAGUUGUUGAGCUAUAUUUAUGUUUAAUAAUUUGGUUUUUAUCAAACACUUGGAGU